This is a messenger RNA of Rangifer tarandus platyrhynchus (Svalbard reindeer), 342 nucleotides long. The record is from the annotation of a GenBank genome assembly. Lineage: Eukaryota; Metazoa; Chordata; Mammalia; Artiodactyla; Cervidae.
AUGACCACCACCACCACCUUCAAGGGCGUCGACCCCAACAGCAGAAACAGCUCCCGGGUUUUGCGGCCUCCCGGCGGUGCCAAGUCUAGUGGGGGCAGGGAAGAUUCUGAGUCAUCUGGACCCCAGAGAAGGAAUUCUUCUGAAGCGAACUCUGGAGACUUCUUAGAUCUGAAGGGAGAAGGUGACAUUCAUGAAAACGUGGACACAGACUUGCAGGCCAGCCUGGGGCAGAGCGAGGAGACGCCUCUGCCUGCCGCCCCUGUACCCAGCCCAGUGGCGCCGGCGCCUGUGCCAUCCCGGAGGAACCCCCCUGGCGGCAAGUCCAGCCUCGUCCUGGGUUAG